AUGGCUGCAGCUGAAAUCUGCCCUCCUGAUUGGCACCGAUACGGCGAGUCGUGUUACUUCAUUAUAAAGGACAAGAUGGAUUGGUACAAAGCAAGGAGCACUUGUGUCGAGUCAAGAGCAAACCUGGCCAUACCAAACUUACAAUCCGAACAGGAUUACAUAUGGAAACUAUACCUAAAACAGUUUGAUCAGAACCCUUCUACCGAUCUCUGGAUUGGUUGUAAUGACAUCGAGGAGGAGGGAACCUGGCAGGACUGUCCGUUGAGGGGUGAACCCGACGCUUAUGAGAAUUGGGCUGAUAGAGAACCCAAUAAUCUGUUCGAUGAAGAUUGUGGAUCAAUGGUGGUUGCAAAGAAUGGCAACUGGGAUGACAAGUUGUGCUCUUCGUCAAUAUACCAAUUUCAUGCAGUCUGCGAGCGCCCCAUCACAAACACCCCGGUACUCUGCCUGCAGACCGGCAACGACGGUCGCCUCAUUUCUCAGUACAUGCUGCACCACGUCUUGGAGGAGCUACCGGGUAAGAGCGUCGUGUCGUGCGGGAAGGCUUGCCGAUCACACCCCCGAUGUCGCUCCUUCAAUCUACUGGAGCAAGAUGAAGGGAAGAUGGUUUGCCAGCUUAACAACGCAAAUCGCCGACAAGUGGCUGAUGGUGACAUGAAAGUCAAUGAAAGAUGCUACUUCUUCGAUCUGUAG
This is a messenger RNA of Asterias rubens (European starfish), 693 nucleotides long. RefSeq names its product perlucin-like protein. The record is from RefSeq and is a predicted model, not a curated record. The transcript has a single exon. Gene Ontology annotation, molecular function: signaling receptor activity. The coding region runs from base 1 to 693 and encodes 230 amino acids. NCBI's taxonomy places the organism in Eukaryota, Metazoa, Echinodermata, Asteroidea, Forcipulatida, Asteriidae.